AACAAAACCUGAAAGAUCACCACGGUGGUUCUCCUUAAUCUCAUCCAUGGACGAACUUCCUCCAGCUCUAGUUCUCGAAAUUCUGAAUCGUCUCAAUAACACAACAGAUCUCGCUCGAUGCCGAUUAACAUCCAAAUCUCUCAAUUCCAUUGCUGCUGAGAUCCGUUCCAUACACCUACAGUGUUCUUUCGAUCGUUAUACCAAGUCUCGAUCGCCCGUAACCGCUUCCCAGGUCACGCCGUUCAAGGAAAUAUUUCGUACACUGAUCUCAAACACAAAGCACGUCGUCGAUUCAAUCACUAUCGGCGUCGAGAAGCCUCUACGAGGAAUUUCAUUCGACGACGCUGAGGACGAAUUGGACGAUUUAUACCUCACCUGCGUUGAUUUCGUAUCGGAAUGGCUUCCAGUUCAUGGAAGACAACUGAGAUCGCUUUCAAUUUCGGAUUUCUGGAUUCAAUCCUGUUGGAGACAAUCGAACGUUUUGUCAUUGAUUUCUUCCUUCUGUCAUCAUCUAGAGGAGGUAGAACUGAAGAAUACUUGGCUGUCUAUGGAUGGUUUGAAUAAAAUGCACAAUCUCACUAGUUUGACUUUGGAAUUCAUAAGAUUAGAAGAUGAAAACCUUAGUAAGUUGAAUGAUUGCUUCCCUUUUCUUCGAGUUCUGAUUCUAAAUGAAGUUGGAGGUCUAAAAGAACCAAUGAUUAAUCUCCUACACUUAACAACCUGUCAAUGGACAGUCUCAAAUGCUCCACUAUCUCUUUCAAUAUCUGCACCAAAGCUUGUGAAAUUCAAGCUUAACUGUGUGAGACCCAAUACACUUCUCAUUGAUGCUCCACUUCUAUCUGAUUUCAGUAUCACUCUAUCGAAUACAAACCAUUUUCUAGUCAAAGAACUUCCUAAUUUGAGAACCCUUAAGAUUGAAUCUCCAAAUCUUGGCAGAUUUAUUAGCAUUUUCCCAUUUGGUAAAACAGUAAACAGUCUGAGCUUGGACUCAUCAUCCAAGGAGGAGUUUAAUCUCAUGUCUGUAAUGGAUGCCUUCCCAAAUGUGAGAUCUUUAACAAUUGGUCAUCUGGCUUGGUCUGAGGCAGAGAUUCAAUUCCAACAUGAUAAGGGAAGAUCAAACAAUGGGAAUAUUGCAAUAAAGGGGUUGAAACAAAUCACAGCACAUUUAGUUCUUGCUGAAGUCGAGCUUACGCAGGCUUUGAUUUUCGAUAUAUUGGGAAGAUGUUCUGAUUUAUCGGACGUGACAUUGCUUGUUCAUAGGAAUGUCGAUUCCAUCAUUGCUAGCAAUCUAAUGGCGAAGUGCAUGGCCUGUAAUGCCCGUGUGAGAUGGAGAUUGGGGAAUUGGGGACAAUAAAUGAUACACCAGUUGGGUUUUUUUUCUCGGACAUUUGGAUAAGGUUCGGUGAAACUGUGUUAUAUAGCUUAUUAUAGAACAGCCUACCAUUUGCAAUAAAGAAAUGGUUGUGAAUUUGUUAUAGAGAAGAUAGAUAGAAUUUGUAAAAUGGGUAUCAUGUCAUAUUUAUCAUGUGUGAAGAUGUAUUUUUACCAC
Molecule: messenger RNA, 1549 nt
Organism: Impatiens glandulifera
Lineage: Eukaryota; Viridiplantae; Streptophyta; Magnoliopsida; Ericales; Balsaminaceae
Product: F-box/LRR-repeat protein At4g29420
Exons: 2
Coding region: 47-1354 (435 amino acids)
Molecular function (GO): protein binding
Source: RefSeq, a predicted model, not a curated record